Messenger RNA from Peronospora farinosa, 3681 nucleotides. The record is from the annotation of a GenBank genome assembly. Lineage: Eukaryota; Oomycota; Peronosporomycetes; Peronosporales; Peronosporaceae.
AUGCAGGUGGAGGAAGACCCAAGCAGCCAAUUCGUCGACUUUACAAAUGCCACAGACUCGGAGCAGUUCGUCUCAGAUGUGGAGCAAACUCUGAUUGGUUGGCAUCUGGCGAACAAAGGCCACACGUCGGUGGAAGCACUGACCGCCGCGUCUGCAAAACGUUUACCACCUCAGAGUCGACGCCAAGUCACAGCUAAAGACGCCGCUGUGUGGACGAAGGAGCUUCAAUUUCAGCCACCAGGAGCCAAGACACGUAACAGUUACACACUUACACUGUUUGUAGCCAGACACGUAGAGAUGCGGGUGAAGAAGGAGCCUACUACACCCGUUAGAAACGCUACGAGGAAGAAAUGGCAGGAAGGAUUGGAACAUUUUACACCGACGAUGCUGUCGGUGGCUGAUGCCAGUCGAGACUUUCGAUGGCAAGUAGAAGAGGAAGAAGAGAUGGAGAAAGAGGGGGAAGACGAGACACGACCGAGCGUCUCGUACUACACGUCGGUCUUCGAGAACGAGACGGAGCCACAGUACAGUAGGAAGACGGUGUUUAAGAACGUGCAAAAAUGGUUUGGAGUGGACGAGUUUCUAUUUCUAAGCAGGUCGGCUCGAUGCGAAAUGAAGAAGCAGCAGACGGAGGAGAAGAAAAGUGUUUGUACAAAUGACGAAGACGUUGAUAAAGAUGUGGAGAAAAAUUCUAUGGAGGGGAGAGAAGUGACACCGGAAAGAGGAGAGAAUGGCGACCACGAACAGGAUGAAGACGUUAUUGCAGAUAUUCAGGUUGAUCAGAACGAGGCGGGGAUGCUGCUAUCAGCGCUGAACAUGGCGCUGAACAACUGCAACUGCACGAUCCCCGCGUUCGUACCGGUGUUUGAGCCGUCUCGUGGUACGCUGGUUGGAUCAGCAGUUCCUGGUGCUACAGGCAAUGUGUCGAUGUCGUUCGACACGGAUUCUGUUCCGGAACUAAACUUUAACCAAAGUUGCAUUAGCGGUCUGCUUGACUUUUUUAAAGUCAAAUUGCAGUUGUCGCCGCAAGUUGAAGAGAAAUGUCGUGUUGAGGCCGACGUGUCGGGGAGCCUCGCAAUUGGUAUGAUGGUUUCAGCAUCGUUCGAAUUUUCGUGGAAUCGAACAAGUGAUCCACGUGAAGUGCUUUUGCCGAAGGAUCCUCUAGCUUGGAGAACUUCAGAUUUCGAGCAGCCGACCGAGCUUGAAAACCAGAUUCGCCAGAUUACACGCAGACUUUUUGGUGAAAACCACCCUAUUCCAUUACUGGGGACUUCCACUUCUCCUUUGAAUGGAAUAGAUUUAACAGUUAGCUGGCCACAGCUGCGUGAAGGCACGUACGUAGACAAUGUAGUGCACUCAACGCUGGAUCCAAUGUUAGCACCUCAGUGGAUGUUGAGCGUGCGUUUUCAAAAUUUGCUAUCUGAAAACCAUCGAAAGCCGCAAUUACCGCUUAGCAAGCAAAUUGCAAACCUUGUCCAAGUGUAUUCCAACUCCAGAGAGUUGAACAAAGACAUUUUGGUGUCCGAAUUGGCGCCACCAAUGCGAGUCACUUCUUCGCCGUCAGUGUCACUUGUUACUCCAAGUGCUACUCAGUGCGGUGAGGCUGCCCCAAAACAGCCGUUGUCGACUCUUCCUGAGUCUAUUCCUGCUGCUCGCGCAGCUGUCGUGCUUAGCAAUGCCAUAUCAAGCUUAGUAUCUGCUGCCACAUGGAAAGGCUCAGACAUGGAGGAAAUUAGGCGGAUUGUGUCGGAGCUGUUCAAUAAUGGUGAAGACGAAGCAAAGGACAAAGAUGAAAGUGAAGAAAGCAGUCGCAGACUUAAUGAAAACUUAGGGGUUGCAUUAGCGAGCAUCCCUAGUUCUGUUCAGCAUGGUGCACCGUUGGGAGAACUCGUGUCAAUUGUAGCAACCAGGAUGUCGCAACUACGUGGUAUCAACUCCAUGUCAUUGUUGUGGGUCGAAUUUGUAAAAGCGUUGAGAGAACGGUGGUUUCAGCAGCAACUACUUCCGUUCAUGAACACUAGCACAGACGAAGGUGUCGAUCGCAACACAAGCCCGCAUUCUUUGGAAACACUCUUCCUGCUGGACUCAGAUGCGAUACAGCUCCCUCCACCAGACUUUCGUCGAUGUCUUUUGCACCAGAAGCUUCAACUUCUGAACUGUUGCAUUUUCAGAAAAGCACAAGAAUUGAAGCCAACUUCUAUCACCAAGGCUAACUCAGCUCAGAGGAGACAUGACAGUUCUGGUGCGGAAGACGCUCCUACUAACAGCUUAAGAGCUGUGAACGGCGAGGAAUGCGAGGAUGAAGUAGACGGCGCUCCAAGCGACGACGAAUUUUUUGACUCGAUCGAACAAGAAAACGGGCUUUUGCCGGCAUCGAGGCAUCCUGAGGGUGUCCUCCGCGAAGCAAUAGGAGUUGUUUGUCUUCAGACCGAUGAGCCACUGCUGGAGCCUACAACCCAGACGUCUGUGCCGAUGACAGAAGAUGUAGCGAAGGAACAGCAGGAUCUUUUUACUCGCUUAGGUGUGAGUGUGGAGUCCGAGAAAUUACGGCAACAAAUCCAGAGUACGGCACUAAUCUCGGAUAUGCAGGCGUUCAAAGCUGCCAAUCCGCGUUGCUGCCUCGCAGAUUUUAUCCGUUGGUAUUCACCGAAAGAUUGGAUCCCAUUUAAGACUUCAAUUGACCCGCUGGUAACUGAGUUGCCACCCGAAGGACGAGGAGUGUGGUGGUUUGAACGACAUGGUAUGUUAUCCGAGCGCAUGCGUUUCGGACCAGGUCACGAGCAUAUGUGGCAACGAAUGUGGGAAACGAGUGCGCCGGUGCCAGCAAGUCGCCAAAAGCGGUCGUUUGACCCAGUGCAAGAGUCGGAGAAGGUUUAUCACUACAUGGAGACAAUGUCGCCGCACGAACUAUUUCACCAAAUGCUUGCAGGGGCAAUCUCAAGUAGCGUAUUUGCUUUAGAGACUGCAUUGCCCGUUCAGGUAUCAUCUCAGACGUUGCCAGUGGUUCAUCGAGCGUUGCAAAAUCUUUGUUCGCAUGGAAAUCGUGCCAUCGCGUUGUUAGAUGAAGCUUUAGCAGAGUCACAAAUGGCCUUUUCUGCUGCUGGCAGAAGCAAGCAACCGUGCAGCGGUGACAACGAACAGUCGAUAGCAGCGGCUCAUCAAGAUCAGCAGCUUCAAGUUGCAUUUGAAAUGGCGUUGGAUGCGUGUUGGAAGCUUGUGCGCUCACUUGAAGCUGUGGAAGCGUUGGUGACGAAGGCACUAGCUCUCUUGCACUACUUUCCGGCGUCAAAGGAGGAGCAGAGCGCUCUAGCACUCGUGAAUCUUCUCCUAUUGCCAUCACUUUCACGUCGGCAACAAGCGGAAAUCUCUGAUUUGUUACAGCAAGACAACUUGCGACAGCUGGUGGCUGCACUUGUGCUAACCAACCCAACGCCCACUGAGACAAGAUCCAUGUCUGUUGUACCCGUUCAACGCGAGUAUGUGUUGCGGUGCAUUUGUCCUCGUCCAUUUCUUCGAGAAUAUGAUGGCGACUUAGUUGUGAGCGAGGAAGAUGUGGAAACAAGAGAUAUGCAGCCUGAUCAAGUGCUGGAAGAAAGUCCGUUAGUAGUCUGUCGUAUGUAUGCAGCAUUCAAGAAGAGCACUGUACGCUUUGCUUUGGUUCUGGCCGAAUCCGAGUUUUAG